UCACAAUCCACGGGACCUGUCUCUUGUUUCGUUAUACGAACAAUCACUCGGCCCUUGUUCUUUAUAGCUUGCUCCGCGUUCGUCUGCCGACAAGGACUGGUCCCAUAAUAGGUUUGUUGUGCGACACAAUUCUUGUCUUCAACCACGCUGCUCAGAAUCAACAGCUACCGAUGCGACAACGAGUCUCGAACAGAUGUCUCUAUAUCAAGGGCGAGUGCCCCAUCGAACUCGCCCACCUCCCCCUACCCUCUCAACCCUCAAGUCUCAAGGCGAUGGCAGACUACAUUGCUCAAACCAAGCAACAGCUUGCAGCCAAGCUGGCAGUCUCACGCCACACUGGACUGUCAUACCUCGCUAAUAGGCGAAACAUCGAAGCUCCGUGGUACGCGGAGAUGUUGAGUAGGAUUACCAUUCUUCUGUCAGGUGUACCCUGCACGGUCAUCGCUCCCCAGCUCCCUGUGAACUUGAUGGUGGAACUGGACGCGGGCGGAGAUGUAGUGAUGGCUGGUGGGGAGGAUGACGAUGAAGCUGCCGUACAAGACCCGGAUGCCAGCAUGGAGACCAUCGCCGUCCCCGUGGAAGAUGAGAAGGUUCCCGACUUCUGCGUUAUCGCCGGCGACUGCAGGCCGGACAACACCGACGACGGUCGACUCAAGGCCUACUUCUUGGGUCAUAAAAUCAAGAAGAGUCGAGUGGUCGCCAUAGUAGAAUGCAAGCGGCACCCCAAGAGACGCCUGCCAGCACAUGAGCUCGACCAGAAGCUCCUCAACCUCUUGGCCACCGGAGCAUUUCAGGCGGAAGAUCAAGGUGCCCUGCUCUUCGACGCCGACCGAAGCGUCAAGGAAGUUUACCUCAUUGCCUCUAGCGGGCACUACUGGAGAGUCGCACUUCUGACCCGCGAUAACGUUCCUCAAGGAGCAGGAGGCCCUAACGCCUCAUACGUCGAUGCUCCGGAGGACCUAAAAGUGGUCCAAGACAUACGAGAUGGGCACCUCUUCGUCCGACCGAAAGCUGGCCUCGCUGAGGAGGAACGUUCAGAAGAUGCAGGAAGCUUUAUGCCGGGAGUAAGAGAGGGGGCAGCCCAGCCUACCUAGGCCGUGCCGUAAGAGUUGUACGGUUGCAGGAUUCGCACGUGGGACGAGACGACAGGGUUAUUGUGUGUUCUAUAAGGUCGAAUGCGUGUUCUCGGAUUGGUUAUGGAUAUGUAUCACGCGAGAGGGUCCGCCGCUCGAAUGUGACCAUUGAAAAGAAUAGACACGCACUUGGGUAUUCGCUAUACUUAUUUCUAGUCUACUAAUCAGCCGGUAG
Molecule: messenger RNA, 1308 nt
Organism: Phanerochaete carnosa HHB-10118-sp
Lineage: Eukaryota; Fungi; Basidiomycota; Agaricomycetes; Polyporales; Phanerochaetaceae
Exons: 4
Source: RefSeq, a predicted model, not a curated record